This is a messenger RNA of Chelonus insularis, 1066 nucleotides long. RefSeq lists its product as uncharacterized. Lineage: Eukaryota; Metazoa; Arthropoda; Insecta; Hymenoptera; Braconidae. Bases 37 to 993 code for a protein of 318 amino acids. The record is from RefSeq and is marked provisional. The transcript has a single exon.
UGUAACAGGAAUUUUCUUUUUAUAACAUCAACAACAAUGUCUACUACAGCUAACUCAGAAUUAGAACAAAUACAUAAUAAUGUAAAAAUAAUGUCAGACUUUGUAGAUAAUCUAACGAAAAAAUUAUCAGGUUAUUUUGGUGAUUUAGAUCAACAUUAUGCUAAUUACUUGAGACUUUUAAAGUCAUCAACUUCUGAAGCCACCUCUACGAAUACACCGGGCUAUUCAUUUAAAUAUGUUGAUUCAGAGUACCAAAAACUAACGACGAAAUUACAUAAAAUUAUUGAAAGUAUUGGGAAUGAUUUUCUCGAAAUACAUAAUUUAGCAAAUGAAAUGAUAGUUGCACAUGAGAGAGUGAAGAGUCUUAAAGAUGAAAUAGAAAUUAGUAAAAAGCUACCAGAUUCACUGGAAAAAAUGACACUAAUAAAUCGAUUGAAUUCUAAGUAUGUCAAAAAGGUAAUGAAUUACAAUAAAUUAGCUGCAACAUUUAAUGCCUAUGCAUCAAAAUUAACUGCUACAAAACAGUAUCUCAAUAAUGACUUGAUUAUCUAUUCUCCAAAUUCAUCUCAUAAAAAAUAUUCAUUGUCAAUAAAACAAAUUAUAAAUUGGUUUAAAGAUCUAGCUUCUCCAAAUGGAGUUUCUUUACUAAGAGGUGAAGUAAUUGCUCGAAUGGCUAAAAAUUAUUCAACUGAUUUGAAUACUUUAAUUAACACACCACCAUUAACGAGUGUUUCUGUUAUGGAUCCUUACUCUUUACCCCAAAAUCAAACAUCAUUUACUCCAAGUAACGACAAUUAUCCUGGUACAAGCAGUUCGUUUAUGGGUACUUCUUUUGGAGCUCCACAAACAGGAUCACGAUUUGCAGGUAUUCCUCAAGUUGGUACUCCUUAUGCACCUACCAAAAUGCCAAUGCCAAGGUAUAUGCCUAGAACUGUUGGUCAAGAUAUACCAGAAGAACCAGAAGGUAAUGGUGAUGAUGCAAAAAUGUAUUGAUGAUGUAGAAACUAUUAUAUAAAUAUUGUUAUUAAAAAAUUUGACACAUUAGGAAUCAUUUAAUUUUGUAAAA